AUGAGCUCGAACGCGUUUCACUCGAUCACAUAUGCCGUCAUCCUGUCUGGGUGCUCCUUCUUUGUCUUGGUGAGAAUCUUUCAACAUGAAGAAAAAAGUCAUUAUCAUUAGUUAUCUGCAAUGCCGGCUCUGUUCUACGUUGCCAACGAGAUAUCGACCGACUUAGAACAAGCGAGAGUUGAGUUCGAGGAAACUUCGAACGCUCUUUGGAAAACCAUCACAAGCACCGGAAAAUAUAGCCCAAGGGCCGCUAGACAGACUUGUACGUUUUUGGUUUUCGGAAAGAUCAGAGAGUCUGCCUUGCAGACAAAGAGGGCGAAGGGCCAGCUGGCGCGGCUGUAUCUCCCACAGGUAAGUGUCAAGUUACGGUUAGACCAGUAAGAUUAGCGCCGAAACACCUUUUUAUCUAACGGUUAAUCUACCAGCUGACACCGUCGACAAUUCAUGUCCGCCAGGACCAAAAGGAGAGCCGGGAGUACCUGGAGCACCAGGUGAUAGGAACGCUUAAAAUCGGCUGUGUAAUCCUUUGCUGAUUAAAGGUACCGACGGAGAACCAGGCCAGGCGGGAAAAGACGGCACACCUGGUGACAGCUCAGCUUCGUCUCCUGUUUCGGAUUCGUACUGCAGUCCUUGUCCAGCUGGUCCACCUGGAGUGCCGGGAUACAAGGGAAAACGAGGCAGCCGAGGACCAAAGGUUUUCUCAAUACAGUUCGAGAUUUUUAGUCUAAUCAUUUUACAUUACUAAGCAAUGAGUACGGAAAAAUUCCAUCGGAGUGACUAAAUCUUUCAGGGAGAAAAAGGUCCUGCAGGAAAUCCCGGUAGAGAUGGUGCUGCAGGAGAAGAGGGACCUGAAGGAGACUAUGGCCACCCCGGACCAGUGGGACCACCAGGAGAAAAAGGUUAGCAAAAAUAAUAACCUCAUAUUUCUGAAAGAGGUUUUAUUUUUUCAGGACCUAAUGGCGAGGACGCCAUUGGAUACACGAAAGGAGCUCCGGGACCCAAGGGAGAAACGGGAAUGGCUGGAAUGCCAGGAGACGAAGGUCUUCCAGGCGAGAGAGGGGAAGAUGGAACGCCUGGAGCAGCUGGAGAGCCUGGGCCUCAGGUAAGGCUCCUAAAAAACUGGAAAGUUUGAAAUCAAACAUAGGAUUAACUAUCAAAAACAUUUCCGAUCAUAAUCAUGCAGGAAAAGCUUUUCAGGGUCCUGCUGGUGAAAAAGGUCCAGACGGAUUUCCAGGACUGCCUGGAGCUGCUGGAGGACAAGGUAACGUUCAUUUCAAUACUACCUUGUAUUGAUCUCCAAAUUUUUCAGGUGAAGACGCUGCUUAUUGCCCUUGCCCUUCAAGAAAGUCUGACGCUGCUAUCGAAACUGCUGGAGAAGGUUCUUUUGCUUUUCCUCUCCAAUGUUAUGAACCCUGAAUCAACAGGAGGCAAUGAAAACUACGUUAGCGAUGCCGCUGUGAACAGUCCUGCUCCUGCUUAUCCCGACAAGCCGGAAGUUGCCGCAGUGGUAAGAACCCUUUUUGAAACUGUUGAGAAUCAAAAAAUUACAGCAAGUAGCCGCUGAAGGAGACAAAUACGAAGAGAAAACCGUGAGUUCUUCUUUUGAAAUUAUUCAUUUCGAAAAUUUCCAGGAAGCGCCUGCCGUAGUUGCCGUGGCUGGAACCGCACCCGAAGCAUAUCCAUCAAAAGACAAAGUAAUGAAAUUUUCAGCUUAAGAGGCUUCUGAAAACGAAUUUUCAGGCUCGGCGACGUCAUCGUCUCUUCCGUACCAAAUUUUGA
Molecule: messenger RNA, 1779 nt
Organism: Caenorhabditis auriculariae
Lineage: Eukaryota; Metazoa; Nematoda; Chromadorea; Rhabditida; Rhabditidae
Source: the annotation of a GenBank genome assembly